UUCAGUAAGUUUUCUUCGAUACGAAACCGAUCUUCUCUAAAACGAUUCCGUGCAAAUUCGUCGUUCGAAAACGAUAGGGGAGAAAAUGUCAACGACGUUGGAAGAUGCACUGUCCAUGUAUCCUCCCAGCCACCCUUCGCGUUGCGAAUCGCGGAGAACCUGUUUUCCAAUGUGUCCACCGUGUCCAAAUAUUCAGCCGCCGAUCAGCGGCACGUCUUCGGUCCGUUUUCAAGUUACGCGCACAUGCAACGGGUACGUUGAUGGAAUAUUUUUAUAUUUCGAGUACAAAGACAUGCGUGCAUGUGUAUGUACGAUAAUGUUACAGAUUCCUUUUCACAGACCCAAGUAUUCACCCUGCUAUUAUCCACGAUCGAUACGCUGCCCACCACCGGAGAUCCAACCAUCGAAAAUAACCCCUCGUUGCGCGAGGUUGUUCGACUCUCGCGGAAGGUCAAUUUGUUUAUAUUUAUACUAAUAAAUUAUAAAUAUUUCUGCUCGUUAUGCGUGGAGAGUAACUCUUUGUUCGCGUAUUUAUAUUUUUUGUAUCCUUUCUUUUUUUUCUUCUCUUUCAAGUGUAAAAUUUUGAAAGCAACAAAGACGUAAAAUACAUAAUUUGUACUUAACUAUAACUUUCUUGUUUCUUGUAACUUCUGCGACGAAUAAACAAAGAAUUAUAUUGGAUUAAAUACUGGAAAGGAAGCAAUCGGACACACCGCGUGAAUAUGUCCGAUUUAAAAACAAAAGAAACGUAAUCGAUACGAGGACAAAUGUAUAAGUUGUCGUGGUAUUAAAAAAAAAAAGAUCCUUUCGAAAUUUUUGUGUGAUUUUAUCAUUUUAAAUUUCAAAGUUGUUUCGUCAUCGAUCGAAUACAAUUUGUAAUUGACAAGAUGCUGUACAUUUGAUAUAUUUUUCUAUCGAACGUUACCUCCAAUCUUCGUGGGAAUAAAUCCUCCGAUAAAAUAAAAAUGCCUUGCCACGAGGAAAUAGGGUGUUGCCCUAGCACUCUACCUCCGGUGUGUUAUCACUGCAAGCCUCCGCCAUUCUAUUGCCCAAAAUACGGUUGUCCACCUCCUCAACAAUAUCCAACACCUCCGAAAUGUUGUCCUCCUCCGUGUUGUCUACCUUUCAUAUGCAGGCAACGUCCAGAAACACCAAAGCCACCUUCGUUGUACGUCGUUAAUUGCUUACCACGUCCUUGCCCAGAGCCACCUCAGUGUCCACCAUCAAAAAUUAAACCGCCACCAUCCUCCGUACGAUACUGCGUUCGUUGCACGUGCGAUGGAUCCACAUACUCACCCCUGUAUUUCUCUGAUCCACCCAACUGUCUCCGUACGAAGUCCUGUUGACUGUCGGGCUUCAAAAUUAUACUAUACUUCGUAUUUUUAAUUCUCUUGGUGUGUAAAUUACUAAAAAAUUGAGACCUCUCUCUCUCUGUGCUGUAUAUUAUCAUUAUUGGAUCAAUUCUACUUGGUUGAACAAUUUGUAUAAUUUCUGACAGUGCAUUGAUCGUAACAAUUACUCCUUACACUAAAACUGCUUAAAAAAUUGAGAUAUCUCUGAGCUAUAUAUUAUCAGUAUUGAAUCAAUUCUAUUUGGUACAAUCUCUCACAUGUAACAUUUGAUUAAAUUAAAUUACUCCUUACACUAAAACUGUUUAAAAAAAAUUGAGAUAUC
Molecule: messenger RNA, 1674 nt
Organism: Frieseomelitta varia
Lineage: Eukaryota; Metazoa; Arthropoda; Insecta; Hymenoptera; Apidae
Product: sperm mitochondrial-associated cysteine-rich protein-like
Exons: 2
Coding region: 966-1346 (126 amino acids)
Source: RefSeq, a predicted model, not a curated record